Molecule: messenger RNA, 1829 nt
Organism: Orussus abietinus
Lineage: Eukaryota; Metazoa; Arthropoda; Insecta; Hymenoptera; Orussidae
Gene: eEF1delta
Product: probable elongation factor 1-delta
Exons: 9
Coding region: 158-1276 (372 amino acids)
Biological process (GO): translational elongation
Cellular component (GO): eukaryotic translation elongation factor 1 complex; cytosol
Molecular function (GO): translation elongation factor activity; guanyl-nucleotide exchange factor activity
Source: RefSeq, a predicted model, not a curated record
UCUUGUCAAACAUCCGGUACAGUCGAGUGUUACUUGAUAUUUCGAGUUGUUGGCAGAGAUAUUGCAGUAUAUUAUUUAUUGACUUAAUAUCUUCGAUUUUCGACUCACGUUUAAGAAUUAACGUUAAUUUGUGGCCGAAGAAUAAGUAUUUUAGAAAAUGGCAGCAAUUGCAUUGGCCCAAGAAACAGUAUGGUUGGAUAAGCCUUCUUAUGAUAAAGCGGAAUGCCUUCAUUACGAACGUCUCGCAAAGGAAAGUGGGACAAUUGUUGUCUUAAAAAGUGUACCAUAUAAUAAAUGCCACGUCGAAAUUGUCAAGACUGGUAAAAAACAUGAUAACGACUCGAAAAAGGUGACCUUUGUCGAGAAAAGUGAUAAUCUAGACAUCGAAGACAAAGAGGCUUUAAUUAAUAACAAUGCUAAGAAACAUAAAGCUAAAGAGGCGAAGGAAAAGAAGAAUAGAGUCUUUAAAAAACAUAAGAGUAAGGAAGAAGCUAAGAAUGUUGCCGAAGUUCAAGAAGAGCAAGAAGAAGAACAGUUUCCUUAUCAGGGAAACCAACAGUCGAUUUGCCCAAUUCUUCCUGCCGGUGGAAGUUUGGCCAACGAGGUCGCCAAGGCUCGAGAAUACAUUAAACAGUCUUUACAGUGUAUGGAUGGUAUCGCUGCUCAUGCUAAAAACUCCGGGCAGGAAAUUACGUCACGCGUUGCGACCUUAGAAAAGGAAAAUCUUGAUCUUAGAAACAUUGUAGAGGAAUUGAAAAAUAUCAUCGACAAGCUGGAUGCACGAGUUAAAGCAGUAGAAGAGAAGACUUUGUCUUACGUUCUCGAGCCAGCUGUGUGUCCUGUUAAGCCGGAAGCUUCGAGUAAAACUUCAGCCGAUAAGGACGACGACGACGACGAUUUGGAUUUAUUUGGGUCUGACUCUGAGGGUGAAGAUGCCGAGGCUGCAAAAAUUAGAGAAGAACGUUUAGCCGCCUAUGCUGCGAAGAAGUCGACCAAACCAGUGUUGAUUGCAAAAUCUAAUAUAAUUUUCGAUGUUAAACCAUGGUCCGAUGAGACCGACAUGGAUGCGAUGAACAAUGAAGUUAGAAAAAUUGAAUCGGAUGGUCUUUUAUGGGGUGCCUCUAAAUUUGUACCACUGGCCUUUGGUAUCCAUAAACUUCAAAUCUCCUGUGUCGUCGAGGAUGAUAAAGUGUCAGUGGACUGGCUCACCGAAAAAAUUCAAGAGAUCGAGUCUUAUGUGCAAAGUGUAGAUAUAGCAGCGUUCAAUAAGGUCUAAGUCAAUGAAUACCUUUGAAGAACAAUAACACUAUUUUAAUCGCAAGUCAGUGUAGGCCUAUUGUGCCAUCUUCUCCAUUCCACUAGCAGUAACUAUUCAAAAACAUCAAGGAACAGUCAAGGAAUUGCUGGGUUCUAUUUCUUUUAAUUCAGUCAUUAACGUCUACACGAGAAUUUCAGUUCGUAUAAUAUCGUUGAUUCCGUUUUACAAAUAUCAAUUUAUAUAUUUUAUGUAUAAAGUAAAUGUUAAGUUAGAGAAAUUAGAUUCUGAAGUUAUUUUGGAGGUUACGAUAACCAGACCGAUUCAAGAUAACGAUUUUGGACCAGUACUUAAAACAUACAGGAUUUAUAGAUUUUCUUACAUUAUUAUGAAUAAAUUAAGUAAAUGAUUCGAUUGUGUGACUGGGCGUUAGUGAUAGAUCUACAUUGAAAGGACUGUACCUUUACGCACUAUUGUAAUAAUUAUAUGUUAUUCCAAACCGAUGGAUGUGAUUUAAUUCUCUCUAAUUGUUGUUAUUCCAAUAAUUGAUCAAAAAUAGAUUUUGAUGAAAGAA